AUGGCGGCGGUGGUAGCCCUUGGAGAUGUGCCAGACGGGACUGUGGUAACAGUCAUGGCUGGCAACGAUGAGAACUAUUCGGCCGAACUCCGGAAUGCCUCUGCUGUUAUGAAAAACCAAGUGGCCCGGUUCAAUGACCUUCGCUUUGUAGGACGGAGCGGACGAGGCAAAAGCUUCACAUUGACCAUCACAGUCUUCACAAACCCCACCCAAGUAGCAACCUAUCAUCGAGCCAUUAAAGUGACUGUUGACGGACCACGGGAGCCGAGAAGGCACAGACAGAAGCUUGAAGAACAAACCAAACCCUUUCCUGAUCGCUUUGGGGAUUUGGAAAGGCUACGACACUCCAUGAGAGUCACGCCCACCACCCCCAACCCACGAGGAUCUUUGGGCACACCUGGUCACUUUGGAACGCAAGCACAGAGUCAGAUACAAGGUACAUCUGACCUGAGCCCUUUCCCUGAUCCUCGUCAGUUUGACCGGCCCUUUUCUGCAUUACCGGGCCUGACCGAGGGCAGGUUUUCAGACCCUCGGAUGCAUUUUGGACCCUCGGGGGCAAUGUCCGCAGCCUUCCCUUACGCAGCCACACCCUCCGCCACUGGAAUUGGAGGCAUCAGUAUGACCAGCAUGCCUGCCGCCUCUCGCUUCCACCAUACAUACCUUCCCCCGCCUUACCCAAGCUCCACCCAAAACCAGAGUGGACAUUUCCAGACCAACCCAUCCCCUUACCAUCUGUACUACGGUACAUCCUCCGGGUCAUACCAGUUUUCCAUGGUGGCCGGGGGAGAGCGCUCGCCCACACGGAUGCUUCCCUCUUGCCCAAGCGCAUCGUCUGGCAACAGCUUGAUUAACGCCAGCCUCGCCAACCAAAAUGAUGGCAUUGAGGCGGACGGGAGCCACAGUAACUCGCCGACAGCUAUGACAACUACUGGGAGGAUGGACGAAGCUGUCUGGAGGCCAUACUGAAGAGGACCAGUAGACCAGCCACCUUUCACUUUCCUUGAAUUAGAAUGCCCAGCAGUGUGCUAUGUUAAGAAUUAAAACGAGCGGGUAAUUGAAAAGGGGGCUGCUGCGGUGGCCUUAGCAAUGCUCAUCCCAAAGAUAAGACUGCUCUUGUACAAGACAUAGGCAGUUGAUUAAGCAAAGACAGGCUGGAGAGAGGCUGAAAUCUGUAUGCAUUUCAGAAACGACAAAAAACUGUUUACCAUUGCUCCUUCAGGUUCCCCCUUGACUGGCAUCCAUCAUGUUCUGAAUGUACAUAGGAAUGUAUAGAAUGGGUUGCUUUACUUCUUUGCAGAGAGAUGUCUGAGAGAAAAAAGCCCUAAUCAAUCAUCUCAAAGGUCAAAGGAUUUUUAAAAUAAAUGUGUGUGUUUUUUUUAAAAAAAAGUCAGAAAAGUUUAAGAAUAUUAUAAGAUGCCCAGGCUGCAAGGGUUGGAUCCUGUCACCCCCUUCCAUUAAGCAGGAUCCUAUGACUUCCCUCCGCUAAGUCUUUCUCUAUCAGAGGAAGCCUUUGUUUGGCUUUCUGCCUUUGUUGGAGGAAGACUUAGCGGAGAAGAGUCAUAGUGGAAGGGAGUUACAGGACCCAGCCCCAAAUGUCAUAGUCCUGUUUUUUCUAACAUGCAAUAUUUAUCAUCACUGGACAAAAUAAAUGUGUUAAAUCAAUGAACUGGCAUUGGGACUUCCUAUUACUGAAGACAGCAAGCGAGAUGUGUAGAAACAGCUCAAAAGCCUUUGUGCUGUCACAUCCUGCCCCCCCUUUCCUUCUAGACAGCAGCUGCAGCCCCACCAGGAUGUAGGGUUAGCUGGUUGCCUCAUGUGGUGGCUUUGGGGCACUGGGGGGAGGCAGAUCUGACCCAUGGGGCUCAAGACACUGGGAAGUUCUUCCACUGAAGUGACUGUAGCUGCUGUCUGUGCCAGUGGGUCUUGUACCAAAGAACUUCCCAAAUGAAGUUGCAUCUCCUGUUAAUUAGCACCAGUGGUGGGGUACCAUUUUGAAUUUUCUGCCUCCAGAACCAAAUUGUCUUGGCCUGGGUUUGUGACUCUGCAGUCCUUUAACCACAAACAACACCCCAGAACUCUUCUGAUGAUGUGCGUGGACGCUAAUCUGGGAGAACCGGGUUUGAUUCCCCCCACUC
Messenger RNA from Gekko japonicus, 2135 nucleotides. It is a transcript of the gene RUNX3, whose product is annotated as runt-related transcription factor 3. The transcript is spliced from 5 exons. Gene Ontology annotation, cellular component: nucleus. The record is from RefSeq and is a predicted model, not a curated record. Gene Ontology annotation, biological process: hemopoiesis; neuron differentiation; regulation of cell differentiation. Lineage: Eukaryota; Metazoa; Chordata; Lepidosauria; Squamata; Gekkonidae. Bases 1 to 966 code for a protein of 321 amino acids. Gene Ontology annotation, molecular function: ATP binding; RNA polymerase II cis-regulatory region sequence-specific DNA binding; DNA-binding transcription factor activity, RNA polymerase II-specific.